Messenger RNA from Jaculus jaculus (lesser Egyptian jerboa), 669 nucleotides. RefSeq names its product dickkopf WNT signaling pathway inhibitor 4 (gene Dkk4). The record is from RefSeq and is a predicted model, not a curated record. Lineage: Eukaryota; Metazoa; Chordata; Mammalia; Rodentia; Dipodidae. Gene Ontology annotation, biological process: negative regulation of canonical Wnt signaling pathway; multicellular organism development. The coding region runs from base 1 to 669 and encodes 222 amino acids. The transcript is spliced from 4 exons. Gene Ontology annotation, molecular function: receptor antagonist activity; co-receptor binding. Gene Ontology annotation, cellular component: extracellular region.
AUGGUGCUGGUGGUCUUGCUGGGACUCAGCUGGUUUUGUUCGCCUCUGGGGGCUCUAGUUCUGGACUUCAACAACAUCAAGAGCUCUGCGGAUGUGCACGGGGGCCGGAAGGGCCCACAGUGCAUGUCUGACGACGACUGCAGUGCCAGGAAAUUCUGCUUCAUGGCUCACGACGAGGAGCCCUUCUGUGCCAUGUGCCGCAGGGUGCGCCGGAGGUGCCAGCGGAGUGCCAUGUGCUGCCCGGGAACACUCUGCGUGAACGACGUCUGCACUGCAGUGGAAGAGGCAACCCCGGCACUGGAAAGAAAGGCUGAGGAGCAAGGUGGGGUGGACGCAAAAGGAACCAGAGAGCGCCCAGUUUUUGAGGAGAGCAAACCCAAGCGGAAGCCCAGCGUGAAGAAAUCACAGGGUGGCAAGGGACAAGAGGGAGAAAGCUGUCUUAGAACCUUGGACUGUGGCCCUGGACUUUGCUGUGCUCGUCAUUUUUGGACAAAAAUUUGCAAACCAGUCCUAUUAGAGGGACAGGUCUGCUCUAGGAAAGGACAUAAAGAGAUUGCUCAAGCCCCAGAAAUCUUCCAGCGCUGUGACUGUGGUCCUGGACUAUCAUGUCGAAGUGAACUGACUGGCAACCGACAACAUGGACGGCUAAGGGUAUGCCAAAAGGUGUGA